Messenger RNA from Corythoichthys intestinalis (scribbled pipefish), 1364 nucleotides. Its product is annotated as coxsackievirus and adenovirus receptor homolog. The transcript has 2 exons. The record is from RefSeq and is a predicted model, not a curated record. Lineage: Eukaryota; Metazoa; Chordata; Actinopteri; Syngnathiformes; Syngnathidae. Bases 299 to 1114 code for a protein of 271 amino acids. Gene Ontology annotation, molecular function: cell adhesion molecule binding. Gene Ontology annotation, cellular component: bicellular tight junction; basolateral plasma membrane; intercalated disc. Gene Ontology annotation, biological process: homotypic cell-cell adhesion.
AAAGCGGAAGUUGCGGUACACGAAGCCGUCUGUCAUGGCGGCGGAGGCGUGUCAACAAAUAGCGUGACGUCACGAUGACAGGCCCCUUUCAACUCUUUGAUGCUUUGAUCUUCUCUUCCCGAUAUAAGUGUUUUUUUCGUUAUGAAUUUCUACACCAAAUGCCAAAGAAGCAGACAAGUGUUGCUGUCGUUGGUGUGCAUCUUCUUUCCUAAAGAUAAGCAAGUGUAUACAUGGUGAUGAUGUGGCACUUCCUUUGGCCUUCUGUCCUCCUGGGAGUGUCUCUCAACAUUUGUCCAGCAUGCCCUCUGGAAAUCCAGAAGGAAAUGAACCACUACUACGUUUCCAGAAGGAAAUGAACCACUACUACGUUGCCAGGGGGUCAAGUGUCCAGCUACCCUGUGCGUACACUCACACCGUGGACUCUCAGCAGUACACGGAGGUCUUGUGGAGUAUCGAGUCUGCAGACCGAGAGGAGCAACCCAUCAUUUGGUUUACUGGCGGCCGCUUGUAUUCCGAUUUGUACAAACCAAUGGAGGGGAGGGUCCACUUCACAUCAGCCGAUCCCCAAAAUGGAGACGCGUCUAUCAUUAUCAAAGAUGUACGUCUGUCAGACACGGAGAUGUACCGCUCUCUGGUGAAGAAGUUACCAGAACUGGACAAGAAGAUCUUAGACCUGACAGUCAUGGAGGCACCCAGGCAGCCUCUGUGCAGUGUGGACGAAGAAGACAACAGUAUGACGCUGAAAUGCAGCUCUCUGCAAGGCACCCCACCUUUGCAUUACAUCUGGCCCAAGUCCAGCGGAAAUAAGGUCUUGCCUCCUCAGACCACUGUGGACCCCACAGGAGCCACCAUGCAUUUCAACAUCACCGAGCGGGCGUGUGGAAGCUAUCGAUGCACGGUGGAAAGUAUGGUGGGCACCAAACACUGUGACCUUCACCUGGACUGUUCAUUGCCCCUGGCCAACAAUGUGAGCAGUCCACGAUUGCUGACAACCACGGCAGUUGCUGCAAUCGUUGUCACUAUCACCACACUCUUCAUUGUCACAGUUGUCCUUGCCGUAUUCCUCUACCGCAAACGAAAAGAACAAUCCCAGGACAUUGAAUUAGAAAAAUAGUUCUAUGUUUUUCAUUUGUUAAUGUUCGAUAAGUGAUUAUCACAAUUGUUGACAUUGUUUGUUAUGUUAAAUCUUUUACCGCUAUGGCAUUUUGAUUAAAAUCUCACUUUACUCAUGUGUUGAAUCUAUUAAACAAGUUCUAUGUUAUUUCUAGUACGUCAGUUGUCUUUUUCAUACACUUCACACACUACAUUUUACACACUACAAAACUAAAAGGUUACACUUGGGCAAAAAAGCACAUUUUGUAAAG